Molecule: messenger RNA, 972 nt
Organism: Kazachstania africana CBS 2517
Lineage: Eukaryota; Fungi; Ascomycota; Saccharomycetes; Saccharomycetales; Saccharomycetaceae
Gene: DST1
Product: transcription elongation factor DST1
Exons: 1
Coding region: 1-972 (323 amino acids)
Biological process (GO): transcription antitermination; DNA-templated transcription; regulation of mRNA 3'-end processing
Cellular component (GO): nucleus
Molecular function (GO): zinc ion binding; RNA polymerase II transcription regulatory region sequence-specific DNA binding
Source: RefSeq, a predicted model, not a curated record
AUGGAUUCGAAGGAAGUAAUCGUGUUGGUAAAGACCCUGGAGAAAAAUAAGAGUGAUGACGAUACCAUCUUAAGAAUCUUAAAACAAUUAGAUAGCGAUGUUGUACCUACUGAAAAACUUUUAAGAGAAACCAAAGUUGGUGUCGAAGUUAAUAAAUUCAAGAAGUCAUCGAAUGCUGAGAUCUCUAAAUUGGUCAAGAAGAUGAUCACAUCGUGGAAAGAUGCCAUCAACAAGAAUAAGUUGAAAUCCAAACAACAACAACAACAACAGCAGCAGCAGCAGCAACAACAACAACAACAGCAGCAGCAGCAGCAACAACAGCAGCAACAGCGAUUAGAAUCUCAUAGUAAUCAAACUAGCAACGAAACUUCAUCUUCUGCCGUUACUAAUAAUGUAGAGGCCAAGAAAGAAUCUAAAUUUGUCUCCACGAAACCAAGAAACUCAAAGAAUGAUGGUGUCAAUACAAUAGUCCAUGAAAAUAAAUUACGUGACUCCGUUAUAAGAGCAUUGUAUGACGCUCUAGCUAAAGAAAGUCAGCAUCCACCGAAUUCCAUUUUAAAACUUUCAAUAGAAAUUGAGGCCGAAAUGAACAAAUCAUAUGAUUCAAUAGCUAAUGAAAAACAAUAUAAAGAAAAGUAUAGAAUUAUUUAUUCAAAUCUUAUUUCGAAAAAUAAUUCAGAUUUAAAAUUCAAAAUUACAAAUGGUGAUAUUACUCCUGUUCAUUUAGUCAACUGUGAUCCAAAAGAGUUAGCACCAGAACCUCUAAGGAAGAAAAUAGAAGAAAUUAGAGAAAAAAAUUUAUUCAAUGCCCAAGGUGCUACCAUAGAAAGAUCUGUAACUGAUAGAUUCACCUGUGGUAAAUGUAAAGAAAAGAAAGUUUCUUACUAUCAAUUACAAACUAGGUCUGCAGAUGAACCUUUAACCACAUUUUGUACAUGUGAAGUAUGCGGUAACAGAUGGAAAUUUUCCUAA